This is a messenger RNA of Penicillium salamii, 7683 nucleotides long. NCBI's taxonomy places the organism in Eukaryota, Fungi, Ascomycota, Eurotiomycetes, Eurotiales, Aspergillaceae. The record is from the annotation of a GenBank genome assembly.
AUGCGCCUCCAACCACCUUCUGGGACUGGUACCCCGGUCAUCGAGAGUGCAAACACGCCUGCGCAAGAAACCCCCGAUCCCGUCGGUACAGACAUCGGCGAUGCACCCAAACGAAUGGCCAUUAUCGGAAUGUCCUGCCGCCUCCCAGGAGAAGUUACCACGGCCGAUGAAUUCUGGGAGAUGUGCUCGAGAGGCCGAAGUACGUGGUCUAAAUUCCCCAAGAACCGAUUCAAUGGCGACGCCUUCCAGCACCCCAGCGCAGACCGACCAGGGUCCUUCACACCCGAAGGUGCGCAUUUCUUGAAGGAAGAAGUUGGUCUAUUUGACGCACCUUUCUUCAAUAUAACACUCCAAGAAGCGCGAUCGAUGGACCCUCAGCAGCGCAUCAUGCUCGAAUGUGUAUAUGAAGCCCUUGAGAAUGCCGGUAUACCAAACCACGAGGUUAGCGGUCAAAGAGUGGGAGUGUUUGCGGGAUCUUCAUUUCCAGACUACGAAAUAAACAACAUGAGAGACGUUGAAGUGAUUCCGAUGUACGCUUCCACUGGAACGGCGGUGGCGUUGCAAGCGAACCGGGUAUCCUAUUAUUUCGACUUGACUGGGCCUAGCAUUGCGGUGGACACGGCCUGCUCAUCCAGUCUGUCUGCGCUGCAUCUGGCAUGUCAGAGUAUCCGAAAUGGCGAAUGCUCAACGGCAAUUGUUGGAGGAUGUCAUCUGAAUCUGGUCGCAGAUGCUUUCAUCGCAAUGACACGCAACAGACUCCUCGCAGGCAGUGGUCGAUCAUAUGCAUUCGACAACCGUGCUACUGGGUUUGGACGAGGUGAAGGUGCCGGAUGUAUUAUAUUGAAAUCCGUGGAGGAUGCAGAGGCUGCUGGUGAUACGAUCCGAUCUAUUAUUGUGAAUACUGGCAUCAACCAAGACGGACGCACAUUGGGUAUCGCGAUGCCCAGUGGCGAGGCCCAGGAGACUUUGAUUCGCCAGGUUUAUAAAGAAGCACGCAUUGACCCGUCCAUGACUGGGUAUGUCGAGGCCCACGGCACUGGUACUAAAGUCGGAGAUCCUCUCGAAGCUACUGCGCUGAACGCCGUCUUUGGAAAAGGACGAACAGCCAGACAGCCAUUGCUCAUUGGAUCUGUUAAAUCAAAUAUCGGUCAUCUUGAAGGAUCGAGUGGUGUUGUGGCGGUAAUAAAAACUGUCCUCGCACUUGAGCGUGGCUUUGUGCCCCCUAACUGCAAUUUUGAGAAAUGCAACGAAGAGAUUCCCAUGGAUCAGUGGCACAUGAAGGUGCCCAAGAAAUUGACGCCUUGGCCUCGAGGCAAGCCGUACGCUAGCAUCAACAACUUCGGAUUUGGUGGUACCAACGCCCAUGUCAUUCUUGAGCGAGUGGGUCGACACGAGGGUGACGGCCUGGUCAACGAUGACCCCCUCAAGCGAAAACUGUUUGUUGCAUCUGCUUUCGACAAGCAAGCUGCCAUCCAGAUGGGCAAGGAUCUCGGUUCGUAUGUAGACCUCCAUCCCACAGCCUUUGACGACAGACUAUUGGACAAGAUGGCCUACACUUUGGGCCAACGACGAAGCUUCUUCCCGUGGCGCAUUGCUGGCUCAGCGGAGCUUUCCCAAGAUCUUACCACAUUGCUGUCCAUGAAUGCCGUGCCUGUCCGUUGCUCGAAAGAGCCGUCAGUGGGCUUCGUCUUCACAGGACAAGGUGCUCAAUGGCAUGGCAUGGGAAAGGAGCUUUUGGGAUCCUACCCUAUUUUCGAGCAGACAAUGAAAAAUGUGGAUGCUUGUCUCAAGUCGCUGGGAGCCACCUUCUCAAUUACGGACGAACUGCUCUUGGAAAAUUCGAGUAAAAGCUGCAUCUCUGCUGCAUACAUGAGCCAACCGGCAUGUACUGCAAUUCAGCUCGCCUUGGUAGAUUUGCUAUCAUCAUGGGGAAUUCGACCUAAAGCAGUCGUCGGCCAUUCGAGUGGAGAAAUUGCAGCUGCUUAUUCUGCAGGCAUCCUUACCCUUGAAGAAUGUGUUCGCGUUGCAUACUCUCGAGGUGUAGCUGCAGACCUUGUUGCCAAGGACAAAACGAUCAAAGGAGGUAUGUUGGCUGUUGGGGCAUGUGCGUCCGACAUUCAACAAAUCUUGAACGCCAUGCGUGGUAACCGUGCAGUCAUAGCGUGUGUCAACAGUGAAUCCAGUGUGACACUGUCUGGUGACGCCGAAGUCAUCACCAGCCUGCAGACUGCGCUGGACAAAGAAGGUGUCUUCACCAGACGUUUGCUGGUGGACGUCGCCUAUCACUCCCACCACAUGCAGACAGUGUCGCAACAGUAUCGAUCAUUGCUGGGCAAAAUCGCGCCUCGGGACUCUGAUGUGCCUUUCCACUCCACCGUUUAUGGAAAACUGGUCCCUGGAAGCAUCCUUGAUGCUUCCUACUGGGUCGAGAACUUGAUAUCACGUGUGGAAUUCGUCGAGGGGCUGAAGAGUGUCUUGACCCAUCAAGGAACCGACAGUCCAAUCGACACUUUGAUCGAACUAGGCCCCCACCCAGCUCUCCAAGGACCAGUCAAGCAAAUUGCAGAGAUUCACGCCCCGAAGACAAAAGUUCAAUACCACCAUACCCUGAAGCGCAAAGUUGAUGCAAUUGAGGCAGUUCAAAACAUGGCUGGCUCCUUGUUCACUCAGGGCAUGUCUCUCAACUUCCAGGCUAUCAACUUCCCAACUUACCACACACUCCAGCGAAAGCCUACUGUCUUGAAUAACCUCCCAACUUAUCCCUGGAACCACACAGAGCGGUACUGGUUUACCUCCCGCCUUGCAGACAACCUUUAUCAUCGCCAAUUUCCUAAGAAUGAUAUUCUGGGCUCCCUGACCCCAGAGGGUGUCGACUUCGAGCCUCGAUGGAGAAACAUCAUCCGUGCGGAUGAUCACCCUUGGAUCCGGGAGCACAGAGUGCAUGGCACAAAUGUGUAUCCUAUGACUGGUUUCCUUGCAAUGGCCAUGGAGGCCAUUUCUCAACACGCCCAUAUCCAUCAUAUCGUUCCCGGAAAGAUCGAUAUUCGUGAUAUCUUCAUCACCCGCGUUCUAGCAAUCCCAGACACAUCGUCUGUGGAGACCAUGUUUAGCCUCAAGCCAUGUCGCGCAGAGGCACCCAGUAAAUCUGUCCUCGGCUGGCACGAGUUCAAGGUUUUCUCAUGGGCAGAGGGUCGAGGUUGGGAUCAGCACUGCAAUGGUUUUAUUAUGGUACAAGAAUUCAAAGAGGUCAACCCUGUUGACGGCACCCGCCAACAGCUUGAGCAUACGGCUCGCUUCACCCACCAAGCACUAGAGAUGCGUCAUGCGUGUACUGUACCUGUUGACAGCGAGGUCCUUUAUGAAAACAUCUCCAACGGUGGCGUUCAGUACGGUCCCAUUUUCCAAGGACUGAAAGAUGUUUCUGUUAGCAAGACCGAUCAAGCCAUGGCGAAGAUUUGUGUUCCUGAUACGAAAGCCGCCAUGCCUCACCAACACGAGUCCGCAUGUAUUGUUCAUCCCGUUACCCUUGAUCUUUGCAGCCAGGUCAUGUGGGUACUCCGUGGUUACGGACAGCCAGGAACGCAGGUAACCCAUGUACCGUCACAUCUCAAACAGGUAUCAGUCUCUUUGAGCCAGGAGAUUAACGCUGGCACGGUUCUCCAACUGUACGGCGAGCGAUUUGGUGACGAAUCAGCCAGCAACCCACACAGCAACCGUAUCUUCGCGACCGAUCCUAACAAUUCCGCCAACAUGCUCAUCGACAUCAAAGGCCUCACACUCGUGCCCCUCUCUAAUGACAUAAAAGGAUCCAAGGACAGCUCCCCUGAUCAGAUAUGCUAUAAGUUAGACUACGAGCCCUGCUUCGAUUUCCUCUCCGCAGAGGAAUACCACCACCUCCCUCGUCCCCAAACUGACUUCACCGAGGGUUUCAAGCGCAUGGGUGAAUUGGAACUGGUAGCAGAGCACUACCUGCGACAGAUGCUUAAGUCUGUCCCAGAAAAUGAGCUCUCUAGCCUCAAACCCCACCAUCAGCAAUUCUACCGAUGGGCUCAGAGUACAAUCAAAGAGGUCGGACCGGCAGACGCUUUGCCGUUUGAAGUUCUAGAACGCAACCGUGCAGCGAAUGGAGCUGGGGCGCUGGCUUUCAAAGUUGGUGAAUUGCUGCCUCAAAUUCUGAGAGGCAACACCGAUGCCUUGACUGUGCUGCUGGAAGAUGAUGGAAUUGGUGCCCACUACCGUGAUCUGGAUGCUCUCCACGAAGCUUAUGCCAAUGCAUUUGUAUGCAUGGAUAAAAUGGGUCAUCAAAACCCCGAACUCAACAUCAUCGAGAUCGGCGCCGGUACGGGCGGUGCGACCGCACCUAUUCUGAAGAGUCUGGGCGGGGGCGAGCCGGGAUCUACGCCCCGCUUCGGCCACUACACCUACACGGAUAUCUCGCCUGGAUUCUUCGAGAAGGCAAAGAACAAGUUCGAGAACUGGGACCAUCUCAUGACAUAUCGAACCCUGGAUAUCUCGGCUGACCCCACGGGUCAGGGAUUCCAAAAUGGGGUUUACGACGUUGUUGUUGCUUGUAAUGUGCUCCAUGCCACAUCGGAUAUCGGCCAAACCAUGGCAAACAUCCGGGGCCUGCUGAAACCUGGUGGUAAGGUUUUGCUCAUUGAAGAGACUCUUUCUAAGGCUCGUCACUUCCCCUUCGCCCUCCUCCCUGGAUGGUGGCUGGCAAGUGAUAAGUUCCGCGAAGCAGGCCCACUUCUAACCGUCAACGGUUGGGAUGCUGUUCUGAAGGAGACGGGAUUCUCUGGACUCGACCUCUGUCUCGAGGAGUAUCCAGGAGCUCCUUUCCAGGCCGGAUGUUUGAUGACAUCCACAGCAAGUGCCCCGACGAUAGGCCCUGCCAAUCCCGGUGAGAUUGUCAUCCUCGGGACAGACGCCAUAGGAAGCAUGUCUGCUCUGACCUUGGAAGUAGGCCUUCAGGACAUGACAGGUGUAUCACCAAUUACUGCUGCUGAUUCUGAUGCGGUUGAUGUGACUGGGAAAUGGUGCGUUUUCCUGGGGGGAAUGGAUCGCUCAAUCUUGUCACACAUGACGGCAGAGAGAUUCCAGGCCCUUCAACGACUCCUCAGCCAAGCCCGUGGUCUCCUGUGGGUUGUUCGACACACCAAGACUGACCUGGAGUCUUUGGGCGCAAAUAUGGCAAUCGGUCUAGCCCGCACCGUACGAUCUGAGACAGGUCUGCAGUUUGCUACACUCGAUCUGGGAGAGCGGGAGAGCAUGCCCGAUGUGCAAGCAGUGGAGCAUAUGCUCAAGGUUUUCAACGGCGUGUUUUGCCAGAAGUCCCAGCUCACCCAGAAUGACUGGGAGUUUGUGGUUCGCGAUGGAAAUGUUUGCGUUCCCCGCCUAGUUGACAACAAUGCCCUGAAUGCGAGUGUCCAACAGGAGACACCAGAUGCUCCUUCUGAAUUGCAACCCUUCAAGCAAGAUCGUGCUUUGCGACUCGCUCCUGGAGAAGGAAGAGGCCUCGAUGAGAUGUACUUCACUGAUGAUGUUUCUCGCAAUGCGCCUCUUCCCGAUGACCAGAUCGAGAUCCAAGUCUACAGUACGGGCCUCAACUUCAGAGACGUUUUGAUGGCCAUGGGUCAGCUCCAAGGUGACCGCCUCGGACAAGAAUGCAGUGGUAUAGUGACCAAGGUGGGAGCCGCAGUUAGAUACUUCAGGGAAGGAGAUCGGGUCUGUGCCAUGUCUCCUGGAUCGUUGUCAACCUUCACACGAUGCCCAGCAACCAGCGCCUGGGUUAUUCCCAACCAGAUGCCAUUCGAAGUAGCAGCUUCCGUUCCUGCUGUUUUCUGCACCGCUUACUACUCCCUCAUUGAUCUUGGUCGUCUCGCUCGGGAUGAGACCGUUCUCAUCCACGCUGCCGCAGGAGGUGUUGGCCAGGCCGCCAUCAUUAUUGCGCAGAGCAUUGGGGCCAAGAUACUCGCCACUGUUGGCAGUGUUGAGAAGAAACACUUCUUGAUGAGAACCUACGGUCUCGAGGAAGAACAAAUAUUCUUUAGCCGUGACAUUUCUUUCGCGCAAGGUAUCCUGGCCGCUACGCAUGGCGAGGGUGUUGACGUCGCGCUCAAUUCUCUCAGUGGUGAUGCUUUGCAGGCUACAUUCGAAUGUAUUGCACCAUUUGGAAGAUUCAUCGAGCUAGGCAAGCGAGACAUCACGACGAAUUCGCGUUUAGAAAUGGCCCAUUUCAACAAGAAUCUCUCAUUUGCCUCAGUCGACUUGGGCAUUGUCAGGGAAAAGCGCCCUCAACUGACCAAACGCUUGUUGCGGGAUGUGUUUAGGCUGUUUGCUGAUACAGACGCCCAGUCAAGAUGGCCUGUCACUACCCUCCCCAUCUCGGAAGUGGAGUCUGGGUUCCGUGCUUUGCAGGGUGGACAAGUUAUUGGCAAAAUGGUUGUGCAGAUUACAGACGAUUCAAUGGUCAAGGUCCAUCCUGCUAGAAGAGACGAGAAUCUCCUCCAAUCAGAUGCCUCAUAUGUCAUCGUCGGUGGCACUGGAGGAAUUGGUCUUGACAUCGCUGGCUGGAUGCCAGAAAAAGGAGCAAAGAAUCUCGUCCUGGUUUCGAGGAGUGGUGCUUCGACUGAAAAUGCGAAGAAAGCCAUUGAAGAAAUCAAGCUGAAGGGCGUCAAUGUGGAGGUUUGUCGCUGCGAUGUUUCGGAUAAGCAAAGUGUAGAGCAGCAGCUUGUCCCGCUCCUCUCUCGCCUGCCUCCGGCCCGUGGUGUCGUGUAUGGUGCCAUGGUUCUCAGGGACACUUUGUUUGAAAAGCUCAGCUUCGCAGAUUACCAGACUGUGAUGAUGCCCCGAGUCCACGGAAUCUGGAAUGUCCAGCGAGCCCUAACAACCACCAACGCCCACAUAGACUUCUUCGUCAAUCUUUCAUCCGCAGCUAGCUUUGUUGGAAACAUGGGUCAGUCCCCAUACGCAGCAAGUGGAACUUUCAUGUCCGCGUUGGCGCAAUACCCCGAGACCGCCAAGAUGCGCUUCUCGACAAUCGACUUGCCGGUUGUUCGUGGUGUUGGAUACCUUUCCGACGAUUCUAAGCGCGCCGAAAUCACCAAGCAGCUGGGGACCGAGUCCGUGGAUGCAACCGAUAUCCGCGGUCUAGUGACAGCGGCCAUUCGGAAAGAGUUCGACGCCGCCUGUGGAGGACACUGCGUUGCCGGAUUCGAGGCCGUCAAAACAACACCGCUUUCAGAGCAGCCUUUCUGGGUCACCGAUACCAAGCUGUCCCACCUGCUCCGUCUGUCCACCCUCGCUGGCGAGGGUGCGGCGGUUGAGUCUGCGAAUAACGGCACCGAGAUUCCCCCUGCUUUCGCGAUCCGUCAAUCAAAGAGUCAUGAGGAUGCCACGGCUGUAACCGGGGCUGCCAUUCUUGGUAAGAUCUCGAGUAUCCUGAUGCGCCCCAUCGAGGAGUUAGAUCCUGCUGCACCCAUCUCGGUCUAUGGUCUUGACUCCCUUGUUGCCAUCGAGAUCCGAAACUGGAUCACGCGCGAGUUGGAAGCCAAUUUGCAGAUCUUGGAAAUUCUCACGAGUGAUUCCAUGGCCGCCCUUGCUGAAAUGAUCCUUGCAAAGUCAGGGAUCCUUACCCCGGAUUUGAAAGCCGAGUGGGGCCUGGAUGUUGCCAAGGAAUGA